AUGGAUUUUUACAAACAAACCACGGAAAACUGGACUUGUGUAAACCUUGUAGAGUUUUAUCGUGCCAAUUCGAAACAAAAGGAGCGUAAAAAAGUACUGGACAACAUAAAGAAAGAUCUCGGAAAGGUGGUGAGCUCGGAAUCUGGUUUUGACGCGACGCGUAAAAAGAAAGCCCAAAAAAUAAUUGACAACUGGAAGGAUUGGACCAUGAUGAGCGAUGAUACAGAUUUCAAAUUCGAGUUUAAUCAGAUACAACAGCAGGUGCUCACGACGGGUAAUACUGUGACUAUUGAUAAUAUCGAUAAUCGUCGUGUAACUGGGAAACAUCUCAGAGAAGAUGAAAUGGAAACAACGGUUGAUGUAACUCCACUGAAGCAGGUGGAAAAGCUUCCUUGUGAAUUUGAAAUUCCUCAAACAAAGAGACCAAGAAAUGUUCCCCCUAUGAACCUGCAACAAGAAGCAAUCAUUGACGCUGAGCUGACAACUAGUGAUAAAUUCCAAGAAACUAAUACUAAAAAAGCAGGAAAGGUAAAUAGUUUGGAUUAUUCUGAUACAAGUUCUACAUCAGACCACAGGAAGGCAAAAACGUUUGAUGUCUCGUUUGACGAGUACGUUGGCUCAGGCGUGAACAUACAAGACAAAAGUGAUGAUAUAGCUGAGUCAAGCGAAGAUCUUGAGGACGAGAACGAUGAAGAGAUAAAAUUUAAUCUUGAUGACAUCUCAAGAGAAUUACAGCGUGAACCAGCGGUUAAAUGGGAGGUCGAUAAUAUUAACGUAACAGACAGAUUUCGAACCUACCAAAAAGAUAUACUUAAGAAGGCGGAACGAGAAGGUUUAGAUUAUAAAAACAUUUAUGAACUUCUAGCAUUAUCUUCAAUCAUUGUUCUCACAUGGCCGAAUCCAUACCCUAAUAUAUUCACAAAACGAGAGUGGGCAGAAGUUAUGAAAGCAAGUCCAUAUACUAUUAAAAACUCCCCGCUUUCAAAAGAAAUUUCAACGUCCCUUCAUGAAGCAAUUUGCAACAAUUUUAUCGGUGAAGAUGCUUAUAUGAUUAGUGGGAAAACGAAGCUAAGUCGAGAUGUAGCGUGCUCCUUUAAUGAUUUAUAUAAUGGCUUAUCAAUGUCCCCAUCAAAAACAAUGGAAAAAAUAACGGAAGAAGAGCAUUGUUACAUGUUUCUCUACCCAAUUACUAAACCCUUCUUCCUCAAUCCCUUAAGGGAGUACAAACUUGUUCUGAACCGUGCUACAUCAGGGUCAAGAAAAAGGCCCGAUCUUUCUUGUGUAGUCGACGAUAUCACCAUACUCAACUCGGAAAUUAAACCAUUAAAAUGUACUCCACUCCAGCAGAAAAAAGACACUGUGAAGACACACUUACGAGCCCGCAAAUCAAUUAAUAUGCAACUACAAAGAAAAGGUGGUCCAGCUGAAGCCGGUAUAUUUUUGAAUAUGGGCGAAUGGAUGGAGACGUUUUUCAUGGAUUUAAAGUAUGACGGAUUAUACCGUUCUUGGUUGUUCCAUAGAACAAAGCUGGUGGUCGAAAAGGCUUCAAUCCCGUUAGCGGAAUUUGCAAUUAGCCAUAUUAUCGCUUUGGAAGAACGUAUUGGGAAGCUUGCAGAAGACUACAAAUAUCGAGAUGGUCAAAAUCAAGAGGAUCGAAACGAUCAAAUUACACCACCUACAUCUUUCAUACGUAAAUUUCCAAAUACUCCACAA
Ambispora leptoticha is the source of this 1713-nucleotide messenger RNA. NCBI's taxonomy places the organism in Eukaryota, Fungi, Glomeromycota, Glomeromycetes, Archaeosporales, Ambisporaceae. The record is from the annotation of a GenBank genome assembly.